Molecule: messenger RNA, 2411 nt
Organism: Paramacrobiotus metropolitanus
Lineage: Eukaryota; Metazoa; Tardigrada; Eutardigrada; Parachela; Macrobiotidae
Product: FGGY carbohydrate kinase domain-containing protein-like
Exons: 4
Coding region: 382-2151 (589 amino acids)
Biological process (GO): carbohydrate metabolic process
Molecular function (GO): kinase activity; phosphotransferase activity, alcohol group as acceptor
Source: RefSeq, a predicted model, not a curated record
UACUGUGAGAAUUGUACACAAGUCAUAAUAUAUAGAUAUUUCAGUCUCUCUAAUCUUUAUGUUGCGGACCUGUGUUUCUGACGGUACAGUGCAUUAGGACAUAGUUUUACGAUUAGACGAUUAUGGCAAUAUUUUACGAUUUUACAGGAAAAAGGUUCAUGAAGUCCAACCAUAAGCAGUUUCUCUGUGAUAUACCCUCCUGUAACCUUUACCAUAUAUAGAUAUACUUAAUACUCGUUAGUAUGCAGUUGACACACUUUUAACUGCAUCGGAUAGAUUUAAUACAGUGCUAUGCGGGACUGAGAUAGAGACUGAGUACGUAUUUUGCAUAAGAAUUUCGUUAGCUGGACAAGACGCCUGCUUGGCAGCAACAAUAAAAAUAUGUCGAAGGAAUAUUUCAUCGGUGUUGAUGUGGGAUCGGCAAGCGUCCGAGCCGGAUUAUAUUCACUGCAGGAAACACGAUUUAUAAAAACAGCUACCGAGCCUAUCUCUAUACAUCGGCAAACUUUUGUCUGCCAUCAAAAUCGAACCUGCGAAACAAUUUCCCAAAGUUCUGGACAGAUCUGGAAUGCUGUAUGCCGAUGUGUGCGCUCUGUGACAUCGAAAGUGGACGCGCAUUUAGUUAAGGGAAUCGGAUUUGACGCCACAUGCAGUCUCGUGGUUGUUGACUCCAAUGCAGGAAAACCAAUCUCUGUCAUCCCUACCGAUGUUUCAGCCACUGGUUUCGCUGGAAAUCUGGAACCGAAUUCAGAACGGAACUUAUCUCAAACCAGGGAACACGCUUUUGACAUUAUAAUGUGGCAGGAUCACCGAGCAAAAUCGGAAACGGAUUUCAUCAAUGAAGCGUUGCAGGACCACAUAGCUCUUAAAUUUGUCGGUGGGAAAGUCUCUGUGGAAAUGGAACUGCCAAAAAUUUUGUGGAUCAAGAAAUACCUACCAAAUGUUUACCAGAGCGCCGAAAAAUUCAUGGACCUGUGUGAUUUCUUGACAUGGAAAGCCACGAACAGUGACUACCGCAGUGUUUGUUCCGUGGUCUGUAAAUGGCUGUAUCAAAUUAACCCGGAGCAACCCACUCAGCAACAGUGGGAUCCAUCGAUAUUUACGCAGAUUGGCCUUGAAGAUCUGUGUCAGAAUAAUUUUGAAAAAAUUGGGAUAAAUGUAAGGAAUCCGGGGGAAAGGGUCGGCAAUGGCCUCAGCAAGCGUGCGGCCAAUGAAAUGAACUUGCCUGAAAACACACCGGUGGCAGUGGGUAUAAUCGAUGCGCACGCUGGCGCUUUGGCAUUGUCCUUUUGCUCAUCUCCGACUUAUACUGGCUCUGAAAACCACACUCCGUUGUCGAGACUUUCUUUGAUUUGUGGAACUUCAACCUGUUUCAUGAUCAGCAGUGAUCGGCCAUUGUUUGUACCCGGUGUCUGGGGACCGUACUAUUCGGCGAUUAUUCCGCAAAGUUGGUCUACAGAAGGAGGGCAGAGUUCGGCUGGGCAGUUUCUAGACCACAUCAUACAAACCCAUCCGUACUAUCUGGUGAAUUUGGAGAAAAUGGGAAUGAAUGAUUGCUAUUCUUUGUUGAAUCAGCGUGUUAAAGAAAUUGCUAAGAAGGACCAUAUGGAAGACUUUGGACAUUUGUCCGACCAGCUGCACAUUUUCCCGGACUUUCACGGCAAUCGAUCUCCCUUGUCAGCUCCUUCUAUCAGGGGAUUGAUCACCGGCCUGACACUAGACGGGAGCUCCGAGCAUUCGUUAAUUAGGUUAUACAUUGCUGCACUCCAGAGUCUGGCGUACGAAAGCAAAUGGAUCAUCGAGGUCAUGGGGGAGCAUGGCGUGCGCGUUACCAGCAUAGCGGUAUGUGGUGGUCUAUCCCUCAAUCCUUUAUUUGUCAGAACCCUCACUGAUAUUGUCGGCAAACCGGUCAUGCUGCCCGAAAUUCAAGAGAGCGUCACACUGGGUGCGGCUAUCUUAGCGGCGACGGCUUCCGGAACUUUUAAAUCGGUCCAGACCGCAGCCGCCGCUAUGGCAGGAAAGGGAUCUCUGGUUGAGCCGAACCCGCUUGUUAAAGCUUAUCACGAGAAACGAUAUAAGAUAUUUCGUAAAUUAGCCAAAUUGCAAUUUCAACUGAUGAAUGAGGGUUUACCCGACUCGGCUGACUUCUGAGUACCAAUCUACAGCCCACAACUGCCACUCAAAUUCUGAAUGUUGCAAAUUUCAGUACAGUAACCAAUAAACUGAUAAAAAGUAAAUUAAUGUUCUUCUGUACAUAAAGCUUUCACCGGUGGACAGUUGACUCAUGACUGUAGUCUGUAGUUACUAGGUAGUCAGUAUUAAUCGCAAAAAUAUAUCACAAAGUACAUGAUUUGGUGAUAUUUAAAAUUUUUAAUAUUGCCCAGUGACUUAAUAUGCUCGUACUAAUAUUA